Molecule: messenger RNA, 21602 nt
Organism: Xyrichtys novacula (pearly razorfish)
Lineage: Eukaryota; Metazoa; Chordata; Actinopteri; Labriformes; Labridae
Source: the annotation of a GenBank genome assembly
GCAACGCUUGUUGAAUUGUGCGACCGAUUGUGCUGUUAUGAUGUGUUGAUGCGGCUGCCUGUUUUGUCUUUAUUUCAUCCUGCCUCUGAUGACAGAAAUACAGAAGUAUCAGCCAACCUCUUUAGGGUUAGUGUGUGUGUGUAGCAGUGUGUGUAUGUGUGUGUUUGUGUGUGUGUGUUAGUUCUUCUUUCACAUACCGCUGCUGUGGGAGGAUGAGGAAGUAGAGUUUUGAAUUUGUCGCAGUGGAUGUCCUGUAGGUCUUUGCUGGCUUCUGUUGGCUCCAACCAUCCAGCUGUGCGUGUGUGUGAGUGUGAUGGCUGCAGACUGAGGACCUCCACCUGUGGAUUUUAACAACACACACACACACACACUCACACACUCCUCCUCCUCCCUGGACCGUGGACACCUGUGGGAAAGAGGUGCACAGGAACAAUGGUACAGUACCACACCUUUAUUUCCUCUCUCUCACACUUUUACUCAGAUAUAAUGUGUGUGUCCAAUCCCGAAGAAAGCUGCUGUUUCUUGUGUUCUUCUCAUUCACAAAGACGAGAAUCUUGACUUGUGUAGCUUUCUCACCAAAAGUUUGAGACUUUUUUUCUCCACCCUGAAAUGGCGACAAAUAAUCAGAAUUUGUGUUCCUCGUCUGUUUCUGUCUAAGAAGGUUUGAGAGUUCUUGUCAUGCUUGAAAUUCAGAUUUUAUUUAGUGAUGUGAUAGUGUUUCAGAAAACUGGGCCAUCUUUUAAAGGAAAUUCAGCACCGGCAGCGGCACCAGAUGAGUUUCCUCUUUUACAAGACAACCUCUUUCAAUGAGACACACUAGAGACAGAAAAAUACACCAGAUGUGUAACAUUUAUGUUCAUGUUUAAUAUCUAAAAUAUGGCUUUGGGCUUUUAAAAUCUAGUUUCCAGGUGUGCACAGUGCUGUUUCUGUUGAAGAUAAUCUGAACGGAGCAUUAUCUAGGUUAAACAUUGAGCUGUGCUGAAUGUAAUCUCAGUUUCUAAGAUUUCUCUCUCAAAGAUGUUUCUUCAUUCGGGGGAGCUGCCACAGAAUAAUGCAGGCAGUUGCAUGAAGAGAAGCUGAAGCGUGAUCAGCGUUUGAGUUUCACAAGAGGCAGAGAUGAGGUGUGAGAGGGGGAAGUGGACCACAGGAGAGGGCCUGUAGUUUCUGUCACAACACUUCCUCCUCUGACUCUGUGAGGUCUUGGUACUUUUAAAAGUCUUAUUACAAAAACCAAAACAUACAGACAAAAGACUAAAACCUCUCAAAGGUGUCUGAAAAGUCAGAGUUCAGGGUAUUUAUCACCGACAUCAUGCAGCUGUUGUCCUUCAAGAAAAAGAGUCUCAGAUAACAGGAGUGGAGUCUGAGAGGAAGCAGACAGGCAUGGCCAAAAGUGAGAGAGAAAAGCACGAUCUGCCGCAGAAAUACCAGCUGUGUAGUGUGCCGCUUUUUUGACGGUCAGCUGUCACUUUGUUUUUCUUGUAAACACUGCCUCAAACUUCAUGUGAAAAGCAGAGAGGUUUAGAGAUCUCAGCAACGAAAACCACAACAUGACCGACAUGAUUGGUGUUUAUUUUUUGCUCCCUUAGCAUCAAAAAUUUGCAUUUGUAACUGAACAGUAACGUCACUCGAGUGAUUUCUCAAUCUCUGAAAAGGAGAGUUUAUCUCAGUGAAGCUGAUAGCACUGGUAUCAGCUAAUUCUAUACAUAUAACUAGAAUGUUUUUAUUGUCUGGUUAAAGUUGAAGAGGUUUUUGUUUUCUAUAUUAUUGUAUUUUAAAGAAGAAAAUAAACAGUAUCUAUCAUGAGCACUUUGUGUAGUAGGUGCAUGUGCCACAUUAGCCCAAAUAGACUGAUUUUAAUGCAAAAUAAAUCACUUUUGAGUCUAUCAUAAUAAAGAAACUCAGUACUAGAUAAUAGAUUAAAUAGAUACCUUUUGUGGUAGAUUAGCAAUCCCUUCUCUGGCUGUGUGUUCAGACAGCAGAAGUGUACUUUGUGAGUCGCAUGGUUGCACACAAACUCAUAUCAAGGCCGGUCCACGCUGGUUGCAAUUUUUUUCACCCCAGCCGUCACAGAUUUCCAACUUUGACAUACAAAUGUUAAAGAAGAGAGGCUGAAUGAAAUACAGCAACAAAAACGCUUGUGAUUUAAGAAUAAAUGUUUGAGAACUGACCUUUCGGAAAGCGCCCUCUCAUGGCUGCUAACAUUACGGCAGGAGCAAAGGUCAAGACAAGAUGAUGGGUCAAGGGAGUGUGUGCUUUGGAAUAAGAACCACAACACAGGUUCAAACAAGAGACUAAACUUAUGGACAGGUCUUGGUGUCUUUAAAGUAGACCCAAAAAACACAUCAGAGAGGUUUUUGUAUAAAGUAUAUUUGAAGAAACUAAUCCAUUUAUCUCAAACAAUCCCAGAUCUUUGAGGUUUAUUCUUAAACUGGAGCUCCCUGUGACCGUUUUAAAAUGUUCACAUGUUAUUUGCUGUCAUCAGGAUAUGUAGGAUGCGUAAUAUUUCCGUCUUGACCUGAGAGGGUAGUAGCUGGUUCAUCAUGUGUUCUUUACAGGCUGUAAAUGAGGAAUGGACACAGUUGUGCAAGGAGCUGCAGAACUUCCUGAAAUCACCAUAUUUCACUUAAAGCCUAACAGCUGAUUAGUGGACUUGUGGAUUUAAAACCACAGAGGGUUUAUACAGUAUGGAGACAGAAAGGGGGUUAAUCUGGGAGUCCUUGGUGACAGAAGGAAAAAAUUCAUACUGUUGUAUUGUUCAGCAUAGAUGUGGAGAUUUGACGCAUGAAAAUAUACACGUAAAGAUAAUGAAUUUGGGGUAAAAUGGUAAUUUAGUGUAUUCUUCAUGCAUAAAAACUAGACAGUGACAGACCGUGAUACACAAGAUGUUAUGUUCUUCAACGACUAUCAAUGUGGGCUCUUAUUUUGGACUCAACUCAAGACACGCAGUCUUCCUAUCGUAAUCUCCUGCCCUAACCCAUCAGUGAAAAUAGUCUGCAGUGCACAAACUUUUAUCGCUAUCGCUCUGUCAAGUUAAUAUCUAAUUCUCAUAAAUUAUUCAAUGAAGGUUCACCAAGCCAGAGAGAGAAAACAGAGACAAAGAUAUCAUGAACAUUUAUAAAACAACCACAUCGCUGCUUUCGGUUUCAAGGGUUUUGAGACAGUGCUUGGUGUGUUUAAAUUCGGCGAUACAAUACUAAUAUUACUCAACGUAUGACACGUACACAUUUAUUAUGUAACUACACAGACAAACACAAACAUGAAAUUAUAUCACAGGUUUUUUUUUCUAAGAAACGUCAGUGAAAAUGUUGAAGCAUUGAAGGUAGCAUUGACAUUAAUCUCUUACUCUUCUUUGUCUGAUGGUGAAUCACAAAAAUCAGAUUAUUUUUUAACCAAAAGGGUCACUGGUUAGUCACCGUCAGUAAAACAGAGAAUUGUCAAUUUUUUUUUAUUCUAUCUCUCUGUCUUAGAAAAGUUCAUCUUAGUGGUGACUCUAGGUCUGAUGUGGAGCAUGUGGAACAGCACACUUUGUUAAAGCCCCAAACCUCAACUUAAACCAACAAGGCAAUGACAAGAUUUCACACAUCAAACACACUGUGUCUUUUGGGAAAAACCCAAACUCAGGAUAGUAGUUUACCUCAGGGAACUGAAGUAAGGUGUCAGCAUGUAGCUCACCUGGAGAGCUCUGUCUGUGAGACACCCUUUCAUUACAUCUCCAAACAACACAACAGUCAUUACCCUAAAGUCUGCGCUGUAAGGUGGUUUUUGUAGUUUCACACAGCUACUGUGGCGCUUCUCUUAAAUGUCUUUAGUUAGACUAUUAGCUCACCUCAUCUGUGACCCGUUUCCUAGCAACCAGCCACCGCUUCCUUUCCUGGCAACCACAAUGGGUGACAUUUUUAAAAUGUACAUUUACACCGGUGCCAUGUCAAAGUGUUUUACCCACUCUGUUAGAAACUACAGAAGGCCCAGAUCUUUUCAUCGUAUUAACAGUCGUUUCUUGUCGUUUGAGCUUGAGAUACUGUUGAUUGUUUUUGUUGUACUUCAAGCAAGUCGGGAAUUUAAUGAAGUUAAGAAAAUAAAUCAAAAUGGAGGAGAGUCUGAUUUGAAAUUUCGUCAAGAGUAGAUCAAAAACAAGAAUCACAUGAUUUAUCCUUUACUUCACCUCAUGUGUGAGAUGGGUUUCCCACACUUAAGUGGUUCUCUACAUGACACUUGAACUCAUCUUCAUGUGUGAACUCUGUGGUUUGAUUAAAAAUAAAAUCUCUCUCGUCAAAACAGCAGCAUCUCACCCAACUUUCCACUGUUAUCCUUCCCUCUCUGUGUGUCCCUGUGGUGUGCGAUUCAGGCGAAGUAUCACUGGCAAAGUCAAAAUGUGAAGCAGAGCGGCGUGGAUGACAUGGUCCUGCUGUCCAAGAUCACAGAGGACGCCAUCGUGGAAAACCUAAAGAAGAGAUACAUGGACGACUACAUCUUUGUAUCCUUUAAGCUGAUAGUAUCAUAAUUUAUCAGGUUAUCCAUUUAUUUAGUUACAAGUGAGGUCAACUUGUGUUUAGAUUUUUGGGUGAAGGAAGUUAUUAGGAAGGUGUGAAGUUUAUGCUUUAUGUUCUUAUUUGUUUCAUCACUAUCUUUAUUUGCAUUUAAUCACUGAAAGUGCAGAAAAAACAGUCUUCAAAAUGCCAACUGAAGCACAGAAACAGUCAGUCAAACCAACAAAGAAGGGUUGAAAUACAAGAAAUUCUCUCUUCCUCGUCUGCAUUCACUUUGUGACUCAACAUCUCACUUCCGUUUUUUGCUGAGCACAGCUGAACUUCAGACCAUAUUUAGAGUCGGAGAAGCAGCUGACAUCACUUCAGGUAUAUUAAAGUAAAAGGUCGCAUUUACUAUAAGCCGACAACAAUUUCACUGAUAGGUCAUGUAUUCACGGGACUAUCAAUUAAGAUGAUUUACUACUAUUUUGACAUUAGGUCAAAGCUGAGUCAUGCGAUAGAGGAUUGACUUCCUCAUAGCGUGUAACUUUAUCUCUAUUUUAUCAAGACAUAUUGGCUACGUAAGUAUCUGAACAGCUUUAUAUCGGGUGUCAAGGGUGAGGUGUAAGAUAAACUCAUUACAGAUCCACAGAUCCUUUUUACAUUGAACCAAAAGCAGUCUAAUAGUGUGUCGUCUUGUUAUGAGUAUUAUAUGAACAGUAUUCAAAGUCUGUUGGUCUCUUGACCUUUUUGAUCACUGAUGUGAGUAAUAUCUCAGGAAAUACUGUGAAGGUUGAAAUGGUUUUUGGAUCUGAUUUUUAUGGUUCCCUGAGAAUUACUUCAAACAACUUUAGUGACCCUCUGAUUCUUCCACCAUGCUGCACCACCAUGAGGUUGACUCUUCUUGUUAUGUGAUGGCCAGUCUUGUCACUGUAAUCAUGAAUUUUAGUCUAAUUUGUAAGUGUCAAAAACUCCUCACAGGUUCUUUAAGGGGUUGAAUCUGUUGUUUGUUCUCUUGGAGGACUGAUUUGUUGAUUACAAACAAAAAGACAUAACUGUAAACUUGUAAGGAUGCAUUUUAAGUGCGCCUUGUUAGAAAAUGGUAAAAUUUGAACUUCCACAGAGAUGUGUCUUUUCGAUUGUUUUGAUUUUAAAGUUUGAAAGAGUCUCUUCCUUUCUUCAGCUGUUUCGAUUCCUCAGUUAAGACACUUGAAAAAGUUUCUCCCAACAUCAAGUCCGUAAACCAAGUCAAUCUCAGCCUAAAUACUAGAACUGACCAUUGUUAAGUGAACACCAUUAUGCUUAUAAAUAUCAGCCAAUGAGAUUUAUGUUUGAACUGCUACUGACAGAGUUUUACUCCCCUUUUUAUUGUGUUAAAUUCCAGACAAAGAAACCCUUGUAAACCACUUCCCUCUGUGCGCAGUGAUAAAAUGGCUUUCAUUACGACUCUGACAAUUUUUUUAUCUGCUUUGUUUUCAGUUUUGGUCAUAACAUUUAACUUGUCUUACAGUCAUUUGGUCCGACAGCCGUUAAGUGUGUUUAUCAGUACUCUUUUUAAAAAUUAAUUAGUAAGGAGAUCCUUCUGAUUCUUGCAUUUAUCAAAAAGAAAAAUACUGGUGGUUGUUGUUUAUUCAGGCUUUAUAAGGCUUUAUGAAAAUCUAUACAGGUUAUUUAUGAGCUUAAAGUCCCUCGGGGUCCUUGACUCCUCUCCUCAGACAUAUAUCGGCCCUGUGCUGAUAUCAGUCAACCCCUUCAAGCAGAUGCCUUAUUUCACUGACAGAGAGAUUGAACUUUACCAAGGAGCCGUGAGUAAAACUGCUCAGAAUCUCAUCAGCAGAAUUUGUUUCUACACUUAAUUAACACGAACUGACCAUGAAUAUUUCUUUGUAUCUAUCUGCUUUAGGCUCAGUAUGAAAAUCCGCCUCACAUCUACGCUUUGACUGAUAACAUGUACAGAAACAUGAUGAUCGAUGGAGAGAAUCAGUGCGUCAUCAUCAGGUAAGGCACAUGUGCUUUUGCUCUCAUUUUUGCUGAGAUUGUCUGUUUUCUUCUGCUAUAUGAUGUGCUUGUGUACCUCGAGGGAUGUUACAUUGCUUUGUGGUGUACUGUGUCCUAUUUUUCAUGGUGUUGUGGUAGUGGUGAGAGUGGUGCAGGAAAGACAGUGGCUGCCAAAUACAUCAUGGGUUACAUUUCUAAAGUAUCCGGAGGAGGAUCUAAAGUUCAGGUAGACACCGCCUCAGUGACUCAAAACAUCUUAAAGACUUCCUGCAGUUCAGGGGAGAGUUAUUUCUGUUGUGUCUCAUACGGUUUCAUCUCCUGUGUUUGCACCAGCAUGUUAAAGACAUCAUCCUACAGUCUAAUCCUCUUCUGGAAGCUUUUGGUAACGCCAAGACUGUACGAAACAACAACUCCAGUCGCUUUGUGAGUAAGCUUCAACAGUGGUGACUAUAUAAAACACAAAUGCAGUCUCAAUGAUGUUAAUUAUUGGUGUCUGAAGAGAUUUACAGACAGCCAAAAGGUGGCAGCGACCUACAGGAGGUGCUGCCAUCUGAUGCUAGAAAUUUACUGAGGGAACCCCACACUAGGAGGGGUCAAAAAAACAAAUUAAUGGGGGAUUUUGACUUGAAUUGUUGCUUAUUUCAUUCAAAACAGCACAAAAAAGUUUAAUACCAAAACAAAAUGUCAUCACUCACAUUCCUUAGAGUUCCUGAUAAAGAGCAGCGAUGUUUACCACUUCUACAUUAACUUUAUUUUGAACACCAGAGUUUGCUACUUUCUCAGUUUAAUUAUAAUCUCAAUUUCUGUAAACCACACACACUUCCACUUCUAUCCACUGCAGUCUUCUUAUUUACUCUUCUUCUGCAUGUGAGCGAUUACUUGACAGUCAGAGCUAGUCAUCUGUUUUCCAAGUAGAUGAGUUGCAAGGUGAAAACUGGGAUAGAAGUGAACUAGUUUAACUUUUGAAUCAGUAGAUAAUACAGAACUGAGACUUGAAGACUGUGUUGUAUAAUAAGAAGCUCAGGAGCAACUUUAUGACCCUUGUGAUGAGAUAAGUUUGUUAAUUUUUCUGUUUACAAGGUUAUAAAAGAUCAACUUUCACCAAUAUUUGUCAGUCUAUUCACAAUAUCUUCUUUAUGAAAUGUCUGAAAAUGCCCACAUGUAGUCGACAUUUUAUUCAGCCUACAGUUCAGAGUCAAAAGAACUGCUUUGAAUUUGUUUUGCAUGCACAGACAAUGAAUAAAAGCCAAUAAAUAGGGUAUUCAAUAUAAUCUCUUGGUUUACCCAUCAGCACUGGUUUGAAUCUGAGACGGUAAUUUCAUGUGAACCCCUGUCGUUUCCCACCAGCUAGGUCCUGAUGCGCUCACGUCACACCUUUAGGCCACAACAAGAAUCUUUUGAAUCUUAAAAAAACAUCAACUUGAGCAGAUGUUUCCGGAAAUUCUGACUUUGUUAAUCAACAUCAUAAGAAUUCCUCAAGUGUUUCCUUUUUGUUUAUUUAUUUGCUUUUGUUGGGGUUGUGGACAGGAUGGGAAAACUCCUGUGACAUAACAUAGACUGAGUUAUCUUCAGUGUUUUAGCUCCAAACCGUUCGUUGUCACUGAUUGUUCACUUGAUUUUUUUGCAUCUACCAGGGGAAAUACUUUGAGAUUCAGUUCAGCAGAGGAGGAGAGCCAGACGGAGGUAAAAUCUCAAACUUCUUGCUGGAGAAGUCAAGAGUCGUGAGCCAGAAUGAGAGUGAGAGGAACUUCCACAUUUACUAUCAGGUAAGACAGGUGUAUUCACAGUCACACUUUUUGUCUGUUUAACUGAUUUGUUUAUGAAGUUACCUAAAAGAGGAUGGACCCAGAGUAUUCCUCUGUUGUUUCUGCUGCAAAUAACCGCAUAUAGCUUCCCUUCUUGCACUGUUGUCUUUCAGUUGAUAGAGGGCGCCAACGCUCAGCAGAAAGAGGGCCUGGGCAUCAUGACACCAGACUACUAUUACUACCUCAACCAGUCUGGGACCUACAAAGUGGAUGGGACCAACGACAGCAAGGAUUUCCAAGAGACUAUGGUACAAAAUCUCAAACACACAAUGCCUGUUGGAUUUGAAGGAGUAAAAAACUGUUCCUCCUUACAACCUUUUUGCCAUUAUGGUCUCCUCUAUCCUAGUGUAGUGUGCUUUUACAAUAUUAUGAAUAAGCAAACAUAAAAACUGAACAAUUCAAUGUCCUGGCCCAGAUUCUGGGGCUUUGUUGGAAAUCCAGCCUUGAGGGAAAACACUCCGAUUUAUGGUCAACAAUUUAUUUACUUAAACUUGGCAUGAUUUAACACAGUUUUGUGGUCGCCACACACCUGGUAGACCUAUUCAAAGUGACUCUGACAGUGUGUUCAGACAUCGGAAGUGUACUUUGUGAGUAGCAUGGUUGCACACAAAGUCAUAUCAAGGCCGGUCCACACUGGUUGCAAUUUUUUCAUUCCAGGCAUCACAAAUUUUCCACACUGUCUUACAAAUGUUAAAGUAGAGAGGCUGAAUGAAAAAAAGUGACAAGAACGCUUGUGAUUUUUUGUAUAGUUUGUGAACUCAAUGUUAAGAAUAAAUGUUUGAGAACUGACCUUUCGGAAAGCGCCCUCUUGUGGCUGCUGACAUUAUGACAGGGGCAAAGGUCAAGAAAAGAUGAUGGGUUAAGGAAGCAUACUUUGGAAUAAGACUGGCUUUAAACCAUAACACAGGUUCAAACAAGAGACUCUCAAUCUAUAGACAAUCUCUUCGACGAGGUAGCGACAUUUUAGGUAAAUAAAGUUAAUAAGACUACACGAAGUUUAGAAUAUUUUUGAGUUACUUUUCUAUUUACUAGUAGUUUAAAAUAAAUACUUGGCGCAAGUUUACAAUAAAUACAAGCUACAAUACUGGAGAAUUACUUUGUGUCGCCGUAUAAACAAUCAUUUGGGGUUACUAGCAAACGGUUAUUUGCGAAACGAUUAGCCAAAAGAAACCCACUUUGAAAAGUAUCAGACAUUAAAUUCUAAUUCGUAAGAUGCUUAAAUGUGAAAAAGUUCUCUGCAAACCCUGCUUUAAGUGACAACCAAUUUUCAACAGCCAGCUACUGUAAUCAAAUUUAAUUAGACAAAUGAAAUGCACUCCAAAAACUAAACAUUUGGUUACUUUACUUACUAGGAUGUGUGGUAGUGAUGUUCUAACAGAUUGUGUUGGAUCGCCCAGAUCUUCAUGGUGUUGUGACCCUAAAGAACACUGUUUUUGUCACAGCUUAUUCCUCAAGUAAAAAUGUUUUAUUGAGUAAAAACUAAUACUUUUCUUUGAAUGAUAAAUUAUUUUUAAUAGACCUGACACUCAACUGCUUCUGUUUUGCUGUCUCCAGGAAGCCAUGCAGGUCAUUGGGAUCCCAGGAGACAUCCAGGCUCAGGUGCUGCAGAUCAUAGCAGGCAUCCUCCACCUGGGAAACAUCAGUUUCAUUGAGGCUGGGAACUAUGGGCAAGUGGAGAGCACAGACUGUGAGUGUGAACCAUGCACACACACACACAUAUCAGACACACAUAAAGUCAGCCAUCCAUGCGUGUACACAUAUUCCCACCUGGUUGUAUAAAUUGCCCUGUUUCUCUCCAAGGGGUAUGAGUUAAUUAAAGCGUACUAUGACAAAGCAGUCCCAUGGUAAACACGCUGUUAAUUGAUAGAGUCUGUGCACAUCAAUGCUAUGCUGUUUACCUCCUUCUUUGUCUGCUGCCUAUAGGGAUUCCCUGCCCAGCAGAUAAUUGGUAUUUACAUUCAGGGUAGCAUUAUUAUCAUUGCACAGGAGCCGUCUAGAAUUGCACGGUGUGUGCCGCUACACUCUAUGUAGGUUGCAGUAGCAUUAAUAACAAGAAAAUUGCCAGCCUCUAACAUAGACAAAUCUAAAUCCGUAUCACAAUCACUCAUUUUGACAUGACUGACGUAUUUGUGUUGAUUCAAAUAUUCCCUCUCAGUGCUCGCCUUCCCUGCAUAUCUGCUGGGCAUCGACCCAAACCGCCUGCAGGACAAACUGACCAGCCGGAAGAUGGAUUCAAAGUGGGGAGGGAAGUCUGAGUCCAUAAAUGUGACCCUUAACCAGGAGCAGGCCACCUACACACGAGAUGCCCUGGCCAAGGCCCUCUAUGCACGACUCUUUGACUACCUGGUAGAGGUAGUGAAACUUUUCACACAGCAGCAACAGAAACAGACUCAGUGAAAGAGGAAAUAACCUGUUUUUGGCAACCAGCUUCCUAAAUAUGCUCACAGUAAUUCACUUUUCUUCUGUCCUUUGUCUGUCUUCUCUAGGCCAUCAAUAAAGCCAUCCAAAAACCACAUGAAGAAUUUAGUAUUGGAGUACUUGACAUUUACGGCUUUGAGAUAUUCCAGGUUUGUCCCAUAAUCACCUUCAGUUCCGUAAUAUUUUCAAGCAGCUGUAAAACAACAGAUGUUUGUUUAAUCAUGAGGAAGCUCAGAUGGGCUGAUCUUAAUAAUGAUCUAUGAUGAACUGAAUUUUGUUUUCCCCUGGCAGAGGAAUGGCUUUGAGCAGUUCUGCAUCAACUUUGUCAAUGAGAAGCUGCAGCAGAUCUUCAUUGAACUGACUCUGAAGGCUGAGCAGGUAAUGAAAAAACGACAUUUAGCACUUCUGUUCAUUCUGCCAAGCCUCUAUAUUUCUAUAUUCAUUGUGUCUCGAUCACUGCAAUGUGCUGUUUUGGAUUAAGAGGGAGCUUGAGUCAUUUUUCCUGCUUUCUUUUAGGAAGAGUACGUUCAGGAAGGCAUCAAGUGGACCCCCAUCGAAUACUUCAACAACAAGAUUGUGUGCGAUCUCAUUGAGAAUAAACUGGUGAGCUCAUAACGGCAUGACCUUUGCAACCAACAAACUUCAUUCUCCCAUACAUCACCUACUGUGUAGAAGUUUGGGGGAACACAUACAAAACAAACACAGAAACAAUAUACAAACUCCAAAAAAGAGCAAUAAAAAUAGUAAAUAAAAGUACCAUCAGAGAACCAUCAAACCUACUCUUCAUCAAACUGAAGGCACUAAAGUUCAAGGAUUUGUCGAUCUCAAAACUAUUCAGAUCAUGUAUAAAGCAAAUCACAGCGUAUCUAAAAGUUGUUUCAAAUAAGAGAAAACAAACAUAAUCUCAGGGGAAUAUGCAUAUUUUUAAAAAACAACCUAUACGUACCAACACAAAAAUGCACUUUACAUCAGUCAAAGGAGUUCAUCUGUGGAAAAGUUGCAGCAAAGAAAUGAAAACUUGCAGAUCACUGAGCAAGUUCAAACUUAUUUUUAUAAACCACUGAUAAAUGGAUAUAAGAGAGAAACAUGAAUUUAUAACAAUGAGCAACUUGCCUUUUUUCCAAUAUAUUUUCGUUAUUCUGUGCUGUUAUUCCUACACAUGCUCUGACUGAUUAAAUUAUAGAAACACAACAAUAAAAGGGUAGAACUAAAUACGUUUUCUCAACUUCAUCCUACACCUUUUUGAACAAACUAUGAUUAUCUAUGUUGCUUCAGAGCUGUCUCUUUAAUUGUUUUUCUUUUAACCUGUUCGAAUAAACAAAUAAACUAACAAAUGAAUCCACACUAAUUGCUUUGAAUGGUGUGCUUUUCUUGCAUUGACUAGCUUCAUAUGUGUGAAACCUAUCCCGUAUUGUGAGUGUUUGCUGUUAAAUUCGUCCAUACCAUGUUUCAACAGAAUCCUCCUGGUGUAAUGAGCGUGCUGGAUGACGUGUGUGCCACCAUGCAUGCCAAAGGAGAAGGCGCAGAUGGUACUUUGCUGCAAAAACUGCAGGCGGCUGUUGGUACGCACGAACAUUUCAACAGCUGGAACUCUGGCUUUGUCAUACAUCACUACGCUGGCAAGGUAGGAACCUGACAUCAGUCAAACCCUCUCUCCCUCAGCAUCAAUUCAUCCCUUUGACAUGAGUUUUUGUCUAAUUCAUUUUACUAUAGAGUUUCUGCCUGUGAGGUUUGUUUGACCAAUAAAACUUGUCAUUGCACAAAUACCAUUAACAAGCACAAUAUAGAGCAAAUAAUCAGACAAUGUGCUUUACUAAUAAACAGUGUUUGCUCGCUUGGUAAAGUCAACACUGCUGUGACAAUGCCUGUCAUUUCAGGUGUCAUACGAUAUUAAUGGCUUUUGCGAGAGAAACCGGGAUGUGCUCUUUCCAGACCUCAUCGAGCUCAUGCAAAGCAGUGAAUAGUAAGUCUAUUAUGCCAGUCUUUUUUUUUCAGCCUUAAAUACAAAAAAAAAAAAAAGCACAGUAAAAAUUAAAUCCCCAAAUUAUGUCUCCGCAGUGACUUUAUUCGCAGCCUUUUCCCUGAAAAUCUGAACACGGAUAAGAAGAGCAGGCCCACCACCGCUAGUUCAAAGAUCAAGGUGAGUGGUGAACCUGAACUGAAGUCUUCCUCAAAGCCCCUGGGUUUAUUCAUUAGGUGGUCAUGAGACUGAAGAGAUUAAAAUGAAUGUCAGAUAGAGCCAGCAGCAAGACUGUUCAUUUCAACAUAAUUUUAACAGUUCCAAAACAGCUUAUAUUUACACAAUCACUGACAACAAUUCAUAGAAAGUUGUACAUUUAAAUAUUUAAGACAAGUCUCACUCUGAUUGUUUUUUUUUUCUCCUUUUUGAAGAGUUCUCUGUGGUCUUUAAAUUGUGAUUAUGAAGUUUUUAGCCAAAAUCACGUUACCUGUGUCAUUUCUGAGGACUUUUCUUCUGCAGAGAGCUAGCAGCUCAUUAGCAAUUAGCCUCUAAGUCGUGGGAGGAGACAGCGCUGCUCUGUACACUUCUCUUUGCGUUAGCUUGUAGCCUAACAUUGCCAGUGUUGUAGAAGUAGCAGGUAACACAGGAGCUAUUCAGCUCUCAGACACUAAUGUCUCUAGAGGUGUGAUGACAGCUAAUAUAAUUAGCUUUCACACAAGCAUUGCAAUCCGCUAAUGCACACGCUUGUUCCGCGAUUGUCCUCUAUUUCUCUGAGCCUGGUUUGCAUAGCAGGGCUCGGGGGGCGGAGCUUAGAUUUGCUACGUAUGAAAUCUCACUUUUUCUGAAACUGCCGUUUAGGUCUGCCAGGGAUUCACAGCGAUUUGAAUGAAGAAAUACUCAAAAAAGCAAUUUUGCACUUAUUUUUCUCAUGAUAUGUCCUGUAGCAUCAGAAAAAAAUGCUCUAUGAACAUGUAAAAAACAAGAAAAACAUGAUUUUCAUCGGAGUGGGUCUUUAAGGCAGCAGGAUGAGAUCAUCAGAAAGCAAUACAAGUACAGGGCAAGUUCAGCAAAGUGACAGCUUUACUACUUUGACCACAUGGGGUGCCAAAGGUUCCUUACAGGAGCUUUAAGUAAAUAUAAACUGUAAUGUUGAUGUCUCUUUUUUAGCUUUGAUUGUGUGUUAAUGUUCCUGACAGAAACAAGCCAACGAUCUGGUGAACACACUGAUGAAAUGCACUCCACAUUACAUCCGCUGUAUCAAACCCAACGAGACAAAAAGACCAAAAGACUGGGAGGAAAGCAGGUCAGUAUCCUCACAUCAGCGAGCAUAAACACAUAAAACAUGUAGUUAAUGCUCCUAAUGUGCGGUGAUGUUCUGUGUGAUUGUAGGGUCAGACACCAGGUAGAGUACCUGGGGCUCCGGGAGAACAUUCGUGUAAGAAGAGCUGGCUUUGCCUAUCGCAGAGUCUUUAACAAGUUUCUGAUGAGGUGAGUUAAGUCCGAAAGGAGAAACCUGCUAAAACGCACUCAUGGGUGUGAGUUUUAAAUUGUUGUGUAUAUUCUUGUUGUUUCCAGGUAUGCCAUUCUGACUGCAGAGACGUGGCCAUGUUGGAGGGGUCAAGAGCAGGGGGGGGUCCUUCACCUCCUCCGCUCUGUCAACAUGGACAAUGAUCAAUACCAGCUGGGACGCACCAAAGUCUUCGUAAAGAACCCUGAAUCUGUAAGAGACACUUUAUAGAUUUUAUUCAUUUAUUUGUCAGUUUAGCUUUGAGAAACAGUCAAAUCUAAAACAUUUAACCCUGCACAACAACCGAGUGAACUGCACUAUGUGUUUUUAGCAAGAUGCUAAUUUGGGAUACUUUAUAUUGUAGACUUGGUUGUGUUUCAAACCUGUUUAAAUGAGGGUUAAAUGAUGCCAAGUACACUAUAAAGACUGUAAAUUAAAUAUUUUCAUAUAACUUCACUUUAUGUAUAUUUAUGCUUUUAAAGAAAGAAAUUACUUAUCAAGAAAAGUUAAACCAGAACAUAUCUCAGAGCUUUUGAUAGCUCAGAUUAUGGAGACGACCAAUUCGGUCACCUAACCUGUCUCUGUCUCUUUGUUUUUCCUUAUUUAUUUAUUUAUUCUUUUUUUUUUUAAUUUGAUAUUGCUCUUAAAUGUGUUUUAAAUGUUUUAUACUGUUUUUAAUGUGAUUUGUACAGUGACCUUGAGUGUCAGAAAGGUGCCUUCAAAUAAAAUUUAUUAUUAUCGUUAUUAUUAUUAUUAUUAUUAUUAUUAUUAACCAAAUUUCUUGGCUGUACCAGGUAGAAAAAAGUGACUGCUCCUUUUCCGUAGUACAUCUUAAGUUUUAGAUUACACUCUUUCAAAUAGACUCUAGCUCAUUUUUUUUAGCCUUUGAUCUGUGAAUGAAUUUGCAGCUUUACGAGACCAAUGUUCAUUUGUAUUUCUGUUAGAAAAUUUCUUGUGUUCAAUAAUAGAUGCUAACUUUGAACUCAUGCUCUUUCCUUGUAGCUUUUCCUCCUUGAGGAGAUGAGGGAGAGGAAGUUCGACACCUUUGCCAGGAUCAUCCAGAAAGCCUGGAGAAGGUUUAUCGCCUGGAAGAAGUAUGAACAGAUGAGAGAAGAGGGUGAGUUACAAAGCAGAAAUGUUCUCCAACUAAAGUAUAAGUAUGAGGUGCUGUGAUGAAUAAUGUUUGUCCGUCCAUGUGUUGUGGCACAGCCUCAGACAUCCUGUACAACUCCAAGGAGCGGAGGAAAAACAGUAUCAACAGGAACUUUGUCGGGGACUACCUGGGCCUGGACCAGAAGCCUGAGCUGAGGCAGUUCUUGGCCAAGAGGGAGCGUGUUGAAUUCGCAGAUUCUGUCAACAAAUUUGAUCGCAGGUUCAAGGUGAAGUUCCAACAAGUAUUGUUAUGAUGGGUUUCCUGAACAAAUAAAGAAAUGUGCACUCACAUGAAUCACAAGUCUGACCUCUUCCCCACUCUUCUUCUCCUUUCUAGUAUUGCUCACACCUCUCACUUCUUUUUUUCCCAGUCCAUCAAGAGAGAUCUGAUCUUGACCCCAAAGGGCAUCUACCUGAUUGGCCGAGAGAAGGUAAAGAAAGGACCUGAGAAAGGAGAGAUAAGGGAGGUCCUGAAAAGAAAACUGGAGUUUGGGAGCAUCAGUGGAGUCUCUCUCAGGUAGGUCGCUGGUUUUUAAGACACUACCACUACACUCAGCAGCUGUGUGUGUGUGUGGUUUAUUAUUAGGUGUAAAUUUACAAGAAGUGGUACUCUUUGCUCUGUAUAGGAAGUCGCUUCUUAAGUGAGACUAAAUAAGGAGAUACACUCAUGACAGAACUAAAACUUAGUUUGGCUGUUUUAUCAGCUAAAAACAUAUACUUGAUUAACAAUAGAGUCACUUUUUUGUCAUUUUCCUUCAUAUCCAGAAAGAUACGUAAUUACUUGAAACCCUGAGACUUGAAUAAAAAUGGAGAUCUGUGUAAGAUCUUAAGGUAAUGGUCUGUUUGAUUGUAUUUGUUCUUCCAGUACAAGACAAGACGACUUCUUCAUCAUACAUGAAGCUCAGUAUGACAGUCUGCUGGAGUCAAACUUUAAGACCGAGUUCCUCAGCUUGCUCUCCAAACGCUACGAGGAGGCGCUCAAAAGGAAACUGACAAUCUCCUUCGCUGACAGGUACAGAGGACCGCAACCUCAAACUGAUGAUAUUUGUAGAGAAAACCGCAAACACAACAAAAUCUGUUGACAUGUUUUCUUCUCACUCAGGCUGGAGUUCAGAGUGAAGAAGGAGGGUUGGGGUGGAGGAGGCUCCAGGGUGGUGGUGUUUCAGAGGGGACAGGGGGACCUAGCCCAGCUCAAACCUGGAGGGAAGACUCUCACGAUUACAGUGGGAGAUGGUUUACCGAAGUCCUCCAGUAAGUUUAAGUAAUGUGGAACCAUAAAAAACUAAAGGAUAAAUUUCAUAAACAGGGGAAAAAAUCUAUUUAUUGAAUGUAACUUAAUCUGCAUCUCCUCAGAGCCCACCAGGAAGAGUGCUCCACAGUCUCGUGGUGGAGGGAGAAAUAAUUUUGCCAACAGAGGUAAAUUCAUGUUUCUAACAUGCUGCAUCUCCUUUAGUUACACUAUUACACCUUGCUUUGUUCAGUCUGUGUUUGUUAACCCUUUAAUACCUGACACCACAAAUUAUGGCCAGAAAAUUCACAUUUUUUUGGAGCUGAAAUGUUUAUCUCACUUAGCACUGAAAACCCCAAAAAUCAAAAUGUCCUUAAUAUUUAACAAAUAUAUUUAUUUAUCUCGUUUGAUACAUUAGAUGUUUUUGGAAACAUGAUAAACUGCAAAAGGACAUUUUUAUCAUUUAUCGGACUGCUUCAGGUGCUUUUUUUAAUAAUUUGUUGAUCAUAUUGAUUUGAUAGAAGCAUAUAAAAGUAUGUUUCAAAUAUGAUACAAAGGGCUAACCAAUGACUCACAGUGGACCAGUAGAGCUGUACUUAAGAUCAGUUUUCCAGGUACUCUAAAGCCUUUUAUAUUUUCAACUCAACUCCACUUUUUGAUUCAUGAAAUCUACUUUUACUGAACUACCUCUGUCUUACAGCUACAUUUACUCUUAAGACUGAGAUUUUACAUAUAAAACAUACUGCAUAGAUAUAGAGUGCAAUCGAUUACAGUGAUUGGAGGUGAGUGGUUGUGUUUUAGUGAAGAAUAAGCUCAAGUUUCAUCACUACAGGAUGUAUUUUCAACAAGUUACGACAGAAAAAAAACAAUCUGGUGUAAGAGUUCUACAUCUACAUUUACCAUACUGGUAGUCUACAUCUUAGUUUAUAUUUUAAAAGCAGCUAAAGCAACAAAGGAUGGUCUCCACAUCAUAUACAUAUUUCAGGUCCAGGAGUUAAUAUUUUGUGGCCACAACCUUAUUGUUAUAAAAUGUCACUGGAGGGGCUCUGUAAUUCAGGAAUAAGCAUUUAAGUUGCAUUUCAGUGAGUCAUUUAGUUCAUCUUUACACAGCGCCUUUAUGAAGAGUACAUACAAUCUUCAUACCUCUACAUUUUAGUGCUCCUGCUACUCUACUUGCAACAUUUUUAAUCAUGGGACUUGUAGUGCGUUUGAACUGAAGGAAUUUGGUAUAAAUACAAAAUGUAUUUUCAGGCCAGUGUUCUGACUCAGGAGGUUAUUUUGGGCUUCAUCUUGACCUUUAACCCUCUGUCUCUCUCCUUAGCUCACCAGAAUGGAGCAGCCAAGUUUUCCAGAGCACCUCAACAACAUCAGCAACAAUCAGACAUCAUGUACUCCUCCCCACACAAACAAGCUAGACCACCCAGCACAGCUCCACCCAAACUGGGCCCCACCCAGAGGGCUCCCAGGGUCCCAGCCCACAACCAGCACAACCAGGGGAACAUGGACUUCCUCAACGUGCCUGACCAGGGCAUGUCUGGGUAAGAACCGUAGAGGGAAGAACCAUCGCAUUUGAGGGUGGAGCUGAUUAGUCACUGAGUAUCUAUCCCACUGAGCUGUUAAGGCAUGUCAAGGUGAGGCUCAACGCUCACCAAGCAAGAGCAGAUGAAUGAAUUUUGUAGUGGAGGAGAUAAACCUGUUUUUAGAGAGCUGGCAUUCUGAUGCUUUACUAGUUUCUGUCAAGGCCUGGCUGUGUGUGAUACUCAAAGGAUUGUGUGUGUAAUCCUCUGGUUUAACGGCUUCUAAAGUAUGGAUAUGGAUUGUUUGUGUGUGUGUCUGUAUAUAAGGAGGGUGAGGGGGGUAGAUAUGUUUAAAAAAAUCCAUAAAGCAAACUGUUGCCUGGAAAAUGGUGGUUUUAUUAUCUUAUCCAGCUUCUAUAGCAAGAAGCUGAAACUACAGGUGUGUAUUUUGACACAGUUGUUCACAUAUUCAGCAGAUUAAACAUUUUCCUGUUGACUUCUUGUAUCUAUUGAUGGUUGUAAUUUUGGUCUAGAAGGUGGUUUGAUGAUGCUUUUGCCAUCUUGUUGUCAUGUGAUGUUUUAACUUUGGUUUUUAAUGUUGAAUGUUACUGCGUUUGUUGUGGUUGUACAUGUCUGCAUAAAUUCUUUCCCUCUGGGGACAUGGGAGUUGAAGUUGAAGGACCGCACACUAACAAAGAUGCAAUCCAACCUGUUCACAGCUUCUGCAAUAGUCAUUUAUUCGUAUGAAGAAAGGGCAUCCGGCCAAGCGUUCCAGUGGGACAUGUUUGCCAUGUGUUGCAUAGUUUACAGUCCGCUAAAUGCCUCGAGGAAGAAGAAUAGAGGUGGUGUUGAGACACAAGGUUUGAGGGCAAAUUGUUUCCUGCACCUGCAUGCAGAUGAUUGCCAUGGGUUACAAGUUUGCAUGACAGCAAUUCUGUUCUGCCUUCGUUUCUCAUCACAUGAAUCGUUUCCCUGCGACCAAAUCAAACAGAAACUCCUUUAGAGGCUCAGCUAGGAUUACAAACAGAAAACACAACAUUUUUGACGCCUUAAACUGUGUCUCCUGACUGCAGACUCUAUACUAAAAAGUAGAAAUCUGUCUCAGAGUUUUCUGGGUGUCAGUUUUGUUUCCUCUUGUCAGCAGCUCUUUGUAUCUCUCUCUUUAUCACAGGAAGCAGAGGAAAAGGAGCAUCAGUCAUAGACCUCCUCCUGCUCCUAAACCACAGCCUCGACCCCAGGGGCCCCGCUGCCGGGCGUUAUAUCAGUACGUUGGCCAGGAAGCGGAUGAGAUCAGCUUUGAUGUCAAUGAUGUGUUUGACCUUGUGAAAGAAGGUGCGUGAAAGAGACAGAAUCAAGAUGGAGAGAAACUUAAAUACUGCAAAUCCUCGUCUAUAGGCCAGGUCAUUUAUUUGUUAAUACAGCCCAAGGCCUUUAUAUGAGGUAGGCUUUAAUUAGAGGCAUUAUCUGAGAAUUAUAACUGUUCAAAGCGAGGGUCUCAUUCACUAACUCCAACCAAUAAUUAAUAAAAUUUCUCACAAAGCACAAAGGGUUUAAUACUCCUGAGUGUCAGUGAUGUUAGCUUCAAUUGAAGUGGUUACUUAUGCCUUCAUUUAGAGCAAAUAACAUGUCUCUCUCUGUGUAAAUCAGCAAUAAAACAAGGCCACAAACCAUUAGAGUGACAUUUUUUAACCAAACGUGAUUGAGUAAUACUAGGUAUCAUCGCACUGACCUUUUGGUGAUUAGGAAAACAAAGUAUCCUCUGAAUGACCCAGAAAUAAUAAUCAACACAUGUGUUUAUAUGGGGAUGCUCACAGAGUAAACUCAGUCACAACAAAAAGAAAAAAGUAACAAACUUCACUGAAAUGAUCUGUAAAUGUGGUCAUAGCCUGAUUUUACAGAAUGUUAGUGUGUUUUUAGGAUCCCGGCCACAGAUUAAAUGGUGGUAACUAAUUGAGGAUUGAUGGUGGAUGUAAAAAUAUAAUAAUAAUAAUGAUAACAUUUAAUUAUAUAGCACCUUACAACAUCAGGAAAGAUGAACACAGUGCUUUACAUAACAAAUACACAGUCAAAUACAGGACAAAUGUCACAGGAUAUCAUAACAAUAAAAAAGGUAAGAGAACACAGAAACAAUCAAAUAGCAAAUGGCAAAUGCCACUAAAUAUUAAAAGUCUGUCUAAAUAGGUGAGUUUUAUAAAAAGUAAUGUAUUAUUUAAGAUAUUUGAUGAAUCUGACUGGUCUGAAAUGAUUUGCUUCUUCUCUCUGUAGAUCCAUCAGGCUGGUGGACAGGCAGGGUUCAAGGAAAGGAAGGUCUCUUUCCUGGGAACUAUGUGGAGAAGAUCUGAACACAACAGGAGGAACUUCACCAAUGAGCAAAGAGUAUACUGUUAAAAGCAGUGCAUACUCUUUGUUAAAGAGACUACAAGUGAAUCGUUGGUCCAUCCAUAUUGGACACAAGGCUAUUAAAGGAUGGUCCUUGCUGAAAGUUGGGACAUGUAUUACUUGUUCUGCAGAUGGUGACAGGCGUCGCUCCUUAAAACACAAAUCUACAACAAAGAGCUGCGUGGGGUUCAUCUCUGUGUUGUUAAGGACUCUUAUGUUUUGAAUGACACACCAGGCCUUAGUCUUAUCCCUGUCUACAAUAAUGCCUCUCUGUGGGAGGUGAAACAAAAUCUUUAAAGAAAGAAUGUUAAAUUUGAACACACAGGUUGUUAAUAGAAGCUAUUAAUCUAGGUAAAAUUAUCUGGCCGUUGAGUCUGUACUAUCAAGAUGUACAGUCAAAGUUAGUAGAAACAGCUGAUAUAAAGAAAUGUCAGCUACAUUAACUUAUUUCUGGGGGUUAAACCUUUUUUGCAACUCCAUUUGUAGCACAAAUAAAAAUGUGAUGGUAAAGGCUCCAAGAGUCAGGGCAUGUAUAGUCACGUAUAAGUGCCUGAAAUAACCCAAAGUUACAGCCUUAACAGACAGAAAGUGACCUGAAAUGACUGCAUGUCUUCCUGAUGUCUACUUAGUUCAUGUUUGCCUGGAGCUUUUCUUAAGAAAUCGUAUAGUGCUCAGUAUUCAUGAUUGAAACUAAAGCAUACAAUCAAGUUAAACAUGUUCUUUUUUUCUAUGUUGAAUAUAAAACAAGAGAACUUGGAUGUAACGUUUGCACUGAGACAAACCUGCUUCAUGCUCAUUACUGAAAAAAGUCCUUUUAUUUCAGUCUAAAUAAAAAUUAGUUUUUAAAAGUUUUUUUUUUUUUACUCGUGUUGUUGUCAGGAUAAGUUUCUCAUGUGAUUUUUAUCUCAUUGAAAGAAAAAUUUAUAUUUUUUCAUAUUGUUUACCUCAAGGUUUCUGCACUGUUUUAGAUAACGUUAUCAGUAGGUUGUGAAUAAUUUCUAAUAAAGAACAGAAAGAGGUGACCAAUUUUGCAUUUGAAGUUCGAUUGCCUUUUUUAAAAAAAUGUUUUAUUUGCAGUUGAUUUUGUGAAAUAAUGUAACUGCCCUCCUGUUGAUAAAUGUCUGUUUUGUUCAUGACUAAUAAAGAAAAAAAUAAAGGUUGAACAAUCAUGA